CUCUGCUUCACGAGGAUACCUUGAUAGCCGCGCGAGCAGAUAGUCUCGUCCGUGAGCACCCGUCGUUCUCUUGUUUUGCGGUUCUUUUUUUUGGCCAAGUGCAACGAUGCCGCGAACCGAUCGGCAAUACGCGGGAGGCGGCUGAAGCCGGAAUGUAUUUCUCGCGCGCACGUAAAUGCACGUAAAGCGAGAGAAUACGCUUCUGUGAUGUAUCGCGCAAGACUGUACAUAUGUCAUAUUGCGGAAUUAUGCCACCUACUGUACCAAGCGAACCAGACUCCAGUAGCAGAAGGAUGUCCCGUAGUCGGAAGCAUGCCAGCAUGGAGGAAUCCGUUGAAGCGGGUGAUCUAACAGCGGACACAACUCCGUCCGCGCUGGACUCAUUUUCCAAGCAACUGGUGAAAAGGAAGAAGAUGAAUACCGAGGCGAACGGCGAGGCAAAAUCCGUGUCUGAUCCUGAGUACGAAGUAAAAAUGGAGUCGGACGACAAUACCACCAUAGAGUUCGACAAGGAGAAUCACAAUCCGCAAAUAAAUCAGGAUCAGGCGGAAGAAAAUGCGGAGAAGAAGAUGAAAACGGAGGGCAACGAAGAAGUGUCCCAACUAAAGUCGCAAGUUAAAAAGACAUCUGCCACGGUCGAGCGGUGCGAGAUCUGCAGGCAGAAGUUGAACGACGAAACGAGAUUAUACCAAGGACACCCGAACGGUGCAAUGGAGGAGCAAAUAGCUUUAACGGAUCCUAAGCUAUGUUUGUUUACAGGAGACGAAUCUUUUAUACAUGAAAGCGAUGAGAGACCACAAAAUAAAUUAACUUAUUUUAGUGUUUAUGAUAAAAACGGACACCUGUGUCCGUUCGACACGGGGCUCAUAGAGAAGAACGUGAUGCUGUAUUUUUCUGGAUACAUGAAAGCCAUUUACGAAGAGGAUUCCUCACCUGAGGGGGGCGUGCCGACGAAGGACAUGGGGCCAAUAAAUGAGUGGUACAUUUCUGGAUUCGACGGCGGAGAAUUGGCGCUGAUAGGUUUCAACACCGCUUUCGCGGAGUAUAUUUUAAUGGAGCCGUCUGAGGCUUACGCACCGUUCAUGGAUGUCGUUAAGGAGAAGAUAUACAUGAGCAAAUUGAUCAUAGAAUUUUUGUUAGAUGAAAUUAGUCCAACUUACGAGGAUCUAGUAAACAAACUCCAAACAGUGGUACCUCCCAAGGGCAUGACGAAGUUCACGGAGGAUGCACUGUUGCGUCACGCGCAAUUCAUUUGCGAUCAAGUCUCGUCAUUCGACGAGACCGCCGCUCCCGACGACCCUCUCCUCAUCACGACUCCUUGCAUGCGAUCUCUCGCCAAUCUCGCGGGUGUCACGUUGGGUAAGAGGGGCGCUAUUCGUCGGACGCGUCGCAUGGAGAAAGUCAAGAAGCCCGCUUGGACGAUGGCUACUACGACAAAAUUAGUUAACAAUAUGUUUGAGAACAUUUUCGCUGAUCAGCUCGCUAAGCACGAUGAUAAGAUGCCGAUAGGACCCAAAAGACAGCGUUGUGGUAUCUGCGAAAGUUGCCAACAACCUGAUUGCGGUACCUGCAGCUUUUGUAAAGAUAUGACGAAAUUUGGAGGUACUGGAAGAAGUAAGCAAGCAUGCGUUAGAAGAAGGUGUCCAAAUAUGGCGAUCCAGGAAGCGGAUGACUCCGAUCCGGAAAACGAAGAGCAGUACGAGAGUUCUGCGGAGGACGAAAAGGAAGAAGAGAAGCCGAAGAAGGACUUUAAGGAACUUAAGAAAGAUAUAAUAUGGGAGGAAGAAGAUAAGAUAGUCGAUGGCCAGAAGACGUAUUACAAGUCGGUGAUGGUCGGGAACGAGCAAAUCAAAAUAAAUGAUUAUAUCUUGGUGGAGCCAAGAAAUCCGGCAGUUCCUUUGCACAUUGGCAAAGUCAUCUUCAUGUGGGAAGAUAAUAAAAAUGGUUUGAAAAAGUUUCACGCAAACUGGUUUCGUAGAGGUACAGACACCAUCCUCGGUGAAACAUCGGACCCCGUAGAGUUGUUCCUGAGUAACGAUUGCGAUGAUGUAACAUUUACGUGUGUUAGGUCAAAGGCGAGUGUUAUCCACAAGAAAGUGCCUGACGAUUGGUCGGAAUUAGGUAAUAUGGACGUAGAUGAUGAAAUAAAGGACGUAGACGGCAAGACGUUCUUCUAUCAGAUGAGAUACAUUCCGGAGAAUGCUCGAUUUGAGGAUCCGUUGCCAGAUCUCGAGUGUCCGCGAAAGGAAACCAGUCAUCGAUUCUGCCCCGCUUGCGCACGAUUGAGGAUGUUGGAACAAUAUAACACGCCGAAGGUCUCUGAACGAAUAAACGAAAAGAGUAGCAAGGAGGUAAUUUACGGAGUGGUGAAGUACAAGGAUGAGGAGUACAGAGUGGGUAGCGCGGUAUUUCUGCACCCAAGUGCUUUUAAAUUUAAGCAUAUACAGACGUAUCAGGAAGCUCAAAAGCCAAAGAAGGAAGUUGUGGACGAGGAUAUGUACCCAGAAUUUUACCGAAAGGUUUCGGAUCACAAAGCAAAAUUCUCGAAUACCGAUACGCCAGAACCUUUUCACGUUGCUUACAUAAAUGCGAUAUACGCUACCACUACUGAUCUAAUAGUCUCGCCCGCGGACAUUUGUAUUAGGGUGAACAAACUGUAUAGACCGGAGAAUACUCACCGCGAUUUAACAUUAAUGGAGCAGGCGGACCUUAACAUGGUGUAUUGGAGCGAUGAAGUAUGCAGCGUAAAAUUUUCCGAGGUUGCCGGGAAAUGUUAUCUAGUAUAUUCCGAAAACCUGAGCGAAUCCGUUGAAGAAUGGUCCAUGGGUGGUCCAAAUAGGUUUUACUUCACUGAGGCUUAUAACGCUAAGGAGAAAACAUUUGACGAACCACCCUACAGCAUCAUUAGCAUGGGCAAAUGCGGGAAGGGAAAGGGAAAGGGUAAAUCAAAGACGAAGAAGGCGGAAGAGAUCGAAAACAAGCCAACUAUUGACAGACCUAGUGAUUAUUCCACUAUAAAGAGAAAAUUGAGGACAUUGGAUAUCUUUGCUGGAUGUGGAGGACUGUCGGAAGGAUUCCAUCAAGCGGGGAUAGCGGAAAAUUUAUGGGCAAUCGAGAAGGAAGAGUCUGCAGCGUAUGCAUAUCGCUUAAAUAAUCCGAAAACUGUAGUAUUUUCGGAGGAUUGUAAUAUACUAUUACAUAAAGUGAUGAACGGUGAUCGCACGGACGACAGUGGACAGAAACUUCCCCAGAAGGGAGAAGUCGAGCUCCUGUGCGGUGGGCCACCGUGUCAAGGUUUUAGCGGCAUGAAUCGUUUUAAUUUUCGGCAGUACUCGUUGUUCAAAAGUUCCCUCAUUGUCUCGUGUUUGUCUUACUGCGAUUAUUAUAGACCGAAAUUUUUCGUGAUGGAAAACGUGCGGAACUUCGUGUUUUAUAAAAGAAGCAUGGUGUUGAAGUUAACUCUACGGUGUCUCGUUCGAAUGGGUUACCAGUGUACGUUUGGUAUUGUCCAGGCCGGUAAUUACGGGAUAGCACAAACGAGGAGGAGAAUGAUAAUCUUGGCUGCUGCUCCUGGAGAAAUACUUCCGAAGUAUCCAGAACCGAUGCAUGUAUUUAAUAGGCGAUGCUGUUCGCUAAGUGUUGUGGUAGAUAAUAAAAAGUACUUCUCGAAUUGUGGCUGGACGAAAUCGGCGCCGUACAGGACGAUCACUGUGAAAGAUGCCAUGUGCGAUUUACCAGAUAUCAGAAACGGUUGGAACAGGGAGGAAAUGUCAUAUGGUAGUGAACCAUUGACACAUUUCCAGAGGAAGAUGAGAGAUAAACAGUAUCAGUCAAUACUAAAAGAUCACAUAUGCAAGGAGAUGACUCCGCUUGUCGAAGCACGAAUGGCUCACAUUCCAACCGCCACAGGCUCUGAUUGGCGCGAUUUGCCGAACAUCAGUGUGCGACUGAGCGACGGUACUUUCUCCAAGAAAUUAGAAUACCUGCAUCAUGAUAAGAGAGCUGGGAAAAGUUCGACGAACGCGUUGCGCGGAGUCUGCAUUUGCAGUAGUGGCCGGCCAUGCGAUCCUAUCGACAAACAAUUUAACACCUUAAUCCCGUGGUGUUUACCGCACACUGGAAACCGACACCAUAAUUGGAGGGGUUUAUACGGGCGACUCGAAUGGGACGGAUUCUUUGGCACAACUGUCACCAAUCCGGAGCCGAUGGGCAAACAGGGGCGCGUUUUGCAUCCAACGCAAAACCGUGUAGUGAGCGUAAGGGAGUGCGCAAGGUCUCAGGGAUUCCGCGACUCGUUCCGUUUCUACGGCACGAUAUACGAGAAGCAUCGACAGGUUGGCAACGCGGUGCCGCCACCGUUGGGAGCUGCCAUAGGCCACGAGAUAAGAAAGUGCAUCUCCGACGCGACGGUACUGUCGAACGAGAGAUACAAGUCUACGAACAGCUGUGCUAAAGCCGCGGCGAGGAGUAACAGUCUCGACGAGGCUGACGAGACUAUCAUGAAUGACGUGUCUGACCAGACACUGACCACUCACAAUGGCGCGAGUACUAGUUCCAACGAAUCCAAGGAUCCAGCAGCCUGUCGACGUAGGCGAUACUCGACGUAGACGGAGAGCUUUCUGGGAAGUUUCUCGUUAGCGAAAGCGGUUCCAAUUGUACCUCUUAAAAUAGUACUCAGUAUUAAGCAACUCCGAUUAUACUCUGGUAUUUGAUUUAAUAUACAUUCGAUAAGGACAAGAUCCUGUUAUAAUCCACAGUUAGAUUUACUAAUCGCAGAUUUUACAUGUAAAAAUGUUGAAAUAGAUUUACAAUUGUAACAAGA
Molecule: messenger RNA, 4822 nt
Organism: Ooceraea biroi (clonal raider ant)
Lineage: Eukaryota; Metazoa; Arthropoda; Insecta; Hymenoptera; Formicidae
Gene: Dnmt1a
Product: DNA methyltransferase 1a
Biological process (GO): DNA methylation-dependent constitutive heterochromatin formation; negative regulation of gene expression via chromosomal CpG island methylation
Cellular component (GO): nucleus
Molecular function (GO): DNA binding; chromatin binding; DNA (cytosine-5-)-methyltransferase activity
Source: RefSeq, a predicted model, not a curated record